Molecule: messenger RNA, 1731 nt
Organism: Leguminivora glycinivorella
Lineage: Eukaryota; Metazoa; Arthropoda; Insecta; Lepidoptera; Tortricidae
Gene: Bmap-A
Product: protein apterous-like
Exons: 6
Coding region: 95-1306 (403 amino acids)
Biological process (GO): neuron differentiation; regulation of transcription by RNA polymerase II
Cellular component (GO): nucleus
Molecular function (GO): RNA polymerase II transcription regulatory region sequence-specific DNA binding; DNA-binding transcription factor activity, RNA polymerase II-specific
Source: RefSeq, a predicted model, not a curated record
GAGCGCGCCGCGAGCGCACGCGAGUGAGUGAGUGAGUGCCAGUGGGGCCAAGCCCAGCCUUCCAACCAUACUCAACGGAAACAUUGAACCCCAGAUGGGAGUUUACGAGGACAGGGGAGCGAUGCACUGGCAGCAACAGAACGAUCGGUACCUGUCAUCGUACUCGGGCGGCGGCGCGGCUGGCGCGGGCGAGGGCGAGUCUCUGUCGCCGGCGGGUGCGGGCGCGGGCGCGGGGGCGGGCGCGGCGCUGUCGCCCGGGUCGCCGCGCGCGUGCACGUCGUGCCGCAAGCGCGAGCCGCCCGACGAGCCGGACGAGUGCGCGUGCGCGGGGUGCGGCGCGCGCAUCACCGACCGCUACUACCUGCUGGCGCUCGAGCGCCGCUGGCACACGCCCUGCCUGCGCUGCUGCGAGUGCAAGAUGCCGCUUGACUCCGAGCAGCGCUGCUACGCGAGGGACAGCAAUAUAUUCUGCAAGAACGACUAUUUCAGGUUAUACGGAUCAAAACGCUGUGCGCGCUGCAACACACCAAUCUCGGCGUCGGAGCUAGUGAUGCGGGCGCGGGACCUGGUGUUCCACGUGCCCUGCUUCUCGUGCGCGCUCUGCAGCACGCUGCUCACCAAGGGGGACACCUUCGGCAUCAGGGACUCGGCGGUAUACUGCAGGUUACACUACGAGACGAUGCCGGAGUACGGCCCCCACCUGGCGGUGCCGGGGCCCCCGCAGCUGUGCCCGGGCCCCUACGUGCCCCCCGCGCACUACCCCCCGUACCCCUCCCCCGAGUUUCGGGGCGAGGACAAGGGCUUCUUCAACGGGGCCGCUGCUCCCCCGCCCCGACAGAAAGGACGGCCCAGGAAGAAAAAGCCGAAGGAUCAGGAGAUCAUGACUGCGAAUCUUGAUCUGAACCCCGAGUACCUGGAGCUGGGGUUCCGCGGCGGCGGCGGGCUGGGGUCGACGUCGCGCACCAAGCGCAUGCGCACCAGCUUCAAGCACCACCAGCUGCGCACUAUGAAGUCUUACUUCGCCAUCAACCACAACCCCGACGCUAAGGACCUCAAACAGCUCAGCCAGAAGACGGGCCUGCCCAAGCGGGUGCUGCAGGUAUGGUUCCAGAACGCGCGCGCGAAAUGGCGGCGGAUGGUGACCAAGCAGGAGAGCAAGAUGGCGGACAAGUGCUCGCCCGACGCCUCGCUCGAGAUGGACAUGUACCACGGCCCCAUGGGCUCCAUCCAGUCGCUGCCCCCCCACAGCCCCCCCUACAGCGUCAUGGGGGGGCCCCCCAGCCCCAACUCUAUGGACUGUCCAUAGCCACAGUUUUGCGCUUUGUGAGCGCACUAGUGACGAGACACUGCUUGUGAGUGACCAAGGAACGAGAACACGUUACAAAUUAUUACGUUAUAUCGACUUCAUCAAGUUAGUUCUAGUUUAUUUGCGUUGUUAAGUGUACUUACAUAAAUGUUUGGCGAUAAAGACACAUGCUCAUAAAACUGUAAACACUAAAAGACGGUAAUUUUUCCGUGCAAUAAGUAGUCUUGUACUUUACAUUUCAUCGUAUUUGUUAACCAUUAUGAAAUAUUGCAGUAUUAUGAUGUAAAAAUAUUUGAAAGAAUCCAAUCCAAUAUUGAUCCGUAAAGGUCGAAGUAUAGUAAGUACUUAUUAUUAUACCAUAGAUUAAAUAUAAGAUCAUAUCAUCCCAUACAUUAAAAUGCGACCGCCUAAGAACGCGCAUACAC